Messenger RNA from Heterobilharzia americana, 5017 nucleotides. NCBI's taxonomy places the organism in Eukaryota, Metazoa, Platyhelminthes, Trematoda, Strigeidida, Schistosomatidae. The record is from the annotation of a GenBank genome assembly.
AUGAUCUACCAAAUGUGCUGCACUAAAUCUGCAGCACGAAGAACUCAUGGUAGUAUUGAGUCUAUAUGGCUUGGAAUAUAGACUACUUAGAGGUAACGUGGUAGUGUCGUGUAACAUUUCCAACACUUCAGGUCAUCCUCUACACCGUUUGCUUAGCCUGAGGUCUACAAAUCUUAUGGCAAGCACCCAAGAGUUGUAGAGGCUUAGCAUGCUCUCCCUGUAGUUGUUUGGGGUAGAUCGUAAUAGUCCUUACAACAUAAACUUGAUGCCCAAAGUCACAGAAUAAGCUUGCAGACUAAGUCGUUUAUAAUCUAGUCAUUUUUUUUCCCUUUUAUCUCUAUACCUAGGUUCUCAAACGUAAUAAUUAGUGUUUCACUGAUUCUAGAUGCGGAAGCUACUUAACAGAGUUCCUUCUAUCCCGUCAAUAAUUAUUUGAGACCAUUUAAAAAACAGUACCUGCUUCCUGCUGAAAAUUAUUCUGUGGUUUACUUUAAUGCAUGAAAUGCAUAGCGUCAUGACAUAAUGUAUUAAUAUUUCUUGAGGUUUUCCAGCAUAAUUAGUUACCCACAUCUAUGGUUACUCACCUGAAAUCAUUUUGUAGUAUUUAAUGAGAAACAUUUCACACUUGAGAUAUCGCGAUCGUUAUCUAAGGGACUGUAUGGGGAUGUAGCUCAAACUACUCCACUAACUACUUUUGAUGUUUUCGUACAGAAUUAGGUAUAAAUUACAACCUUCGUGUCUUAAGUGGUAAAAUGGGAGUUUUGAAGUUUUGCCUUUGUUAUUACUUUAAUAUAACAUGAUUCUAUGGAAUCAAAAUUAAUUAUAUGAAUUUCAGGCAAACAACUAAGGCGAUAUCUUUUGUGCGCUAAUUUAUACAGAUGUCUACAGAUAGCACAUGGAUACUUUUCUGUGAGUUGUUUUGGUUUUGCCUCCGGUGCUGUGGAAGUCCAUUCGACGAAUUUCGAUUCUUCGUCUUAAACUUCCAGCUUCACUUUCUUAGAUUCUCUCGAGCGUAUUUAGGUUAGGAGAAAAUUUUCGGCAGUUUAGACAGGUCAAAAUUAUAGAUGGAGACAAUUAUGUCAGCCAAUCCACCUGAAACAAUGGAUACUGGAGUGCGAAGUUUGAGGACCACUUACUGUUUCUGUUCAUCAUCUUAGCAUGGUCUAAGCCUUGCCUUAAUACCUCAAGUAUUGCGGGGGAAAUGCUGUAGUCGCUAAGUAACAGUUGUAAUGUGUAACUGGAAAACAGCUUUCUUUUUUCUCACAGAUACGCUGAACCGUCGCUGUUGCAGUAGAAUAACGACUAUGGUAAGUAAGUUUGAUAUUAGAAGGGAAACGCACUCAGCUACCUUGUGCACAUGCGUGCAGUAGGCAGUGCGCCACACCUAUUGUGUGAAGGAUAGUUAUACUACCUGGCUGCCCAAACCUUGGUAGGUGCGGCAGGACUGUUGCACGCAGCCCGAUGGUUGAUAGUCAUCUCUCUAAACCACUGAGCCGCAGGUCCGCUUGUUCGAUAUUGCAGACAUACCGUACUAAUCACUGGAUAAACAACAAAUAAGUAGUGGAAGUUGUGUGCUGCAUCAAACAGACAAGUUAAGCAUAAACUUCAUUGUCACUCUCGAAGUGCUGAUGAAUGUGUGACGUAUUCAAGGACAAGAAGCAUUUUAUCACUUAAAUUUAUGAAAGUGGGGGUAUACAUUCCGUAGGAAACUUGUCCUGUUAGUCCAACAGGUGUAGUUGUUAAUACGCUGGUAAGGGCCUAUGAUACUACUGUCCAGGUCUGGGUAAGAGAGGCAACCAUGAAACCUGUCACCGUAUACUCGAAGUUCGACUAUGUAAACCGACUAACUACCACGGGAGCUACUGCUUAUUGCUCAUUUGUUUCCAUCCACAUUUCGAAAAGCCUCAUUUUUUGAUUCUAUAGAACUUUUAUUCGUAUAACAGUUGGUCAUUUGCUUGAAGUAGAUUGGUUCUUUGGUGGUCAUUACCGACCUGCUAGAUAUAAAGAAUGAAGUUUACUGUGCUGCAGAAAGGAAAUGGAGAGACCAAGCAUCGAAACCUGUAAAUUAAUCAGUCUUUUGAAGUUAUAGGCCUUUUUAAAAUCAUCAUCGUAGGUGAAAUAAUCUCACAGAAAUGUAUGCAUAUAAUGAUAUUUAGUUCUAGGUAUUGUUUUGAGAUGUGCUGACUUAUGGAAUCAAAUAUUUCAUUGAAUCGUUUAUAAAUCUUGUUCUAAUGGGGGAAUAGGUCCUUCAAUAUCUACCAUUCUUGGAUGGCCUAGGAAAUCGAAUUAAAUACAAGGUUUCACAAACCAAUCGGUUACGUUUGGUUUUAAUGGGAUGUACACUCAUGUUUCGUUUCUGAAUUGUUAGAUUUCGAUCACAAGAGAUAUGCCAAAUUACUUACCACUAGGUUCAGUAGAUUCUAGUUUUUUUUGCCUUGUGGUAUGCGAAGAUAAAUGAUUGGAAAUCACCAUCAAAUUAACCUUGUCCUUGUUGACAGAAGCACUCAUUUUCACUUUAGUGUAUAGUGUGGUGUUAAUCAGUAUCUGGAAAGUUUGGUUCCACUCCAAUUCAAAGACCAAGAAUAUUCAAUACCGCUUUCAACUUACUAACACUAUUUUUUUAAAGGUUGUUUGGGACAAUCCUAACUCAGCUUUCACCCCAUCAAUUUUGUUAAAGUUAUUUACAAACCUGCCUGGUCCACAAAACAUUACAUGCUGCCUUUCAAAAUUGUUUGGUACAAAAUGUACGUGACUCCUGUUUAGUUUUAAAAUAUCCUAAAACGGGAUUAUAAAUAGAAGCAAUCGAAAACACUUAAGUUCAUGACUGUUCUUUCGCUCUAGAAUUUUCAUGCGCGAAAAGCUUAUUGAUCCUAAUAUGUCUGCUACUGAGUCAAAGGAGGUUUCAGGCCUACCGUCAGCUUUGGAACUACUAUGUGCACCUAAGAAACUUGACCGUGAGAAAGGGGAAGAACACUUUAAAAACAUGUCUUUGACCCUUGAUGAGGUGAAGUUCGUAUCAUCCUGGAUUGAAGAAAAGUUGGAUGGUCUUUCUAACUGGGAAGAUGUUUAUGGCGGGAUCGUUGCAGCUGUUAUCUUACUUCGUAAUAUUGAUUAUAAAUUACUUGUGGAUAUUGGCCUUGUGAAUAAGCUAGAAAAUCAGGUGAUAGAAUGUCACGAAAACUAUGAGUUUCGUGUUCGAAUAGCUGCCGGCCAACUUAUGGGUUCGCUUGUGCAACACGCCGGGUUACCACUAUUUCUUCGCUUCUUGCCUGCCGUUAUUCAGGGUGUCACCACUAAUUUGGAGAGAAAUAUUGAACCCACCGUCUCUGAAGCUGAAUUUUCCCUUCGAGAACUUGAUUUGGCAAAGGAACGUGAUGUAAAUCUGAGCAGGAGUUCCUUAUCCAUUUUCCAUGACACAGCUGGUUGGAAAAACUUGGAAACUUGGAUGAAGUGUUUACAGGAAAUGGUGGGCACCAUCUCCUCAGAAGAUUUCGUUAAAGUGGAUAGAGUCGAAAUUCUAGAACUGAUUUUCAAGGCUGUUCAGCAUGUGAAUCGCUUUGUUCGUGAAACAGGCUAUGAUGUGUUAUCUACACUGAUUUCACAUCACCUAUGUUAUGCACAACCCGAAACAAAAGAAUGUAACUAUAUCAACGUUGCGUCCCAAUUGGUCCAGGGAUUGUCAGAUAACUGGAGUCAAGUUCGCAUGGCUGCUUCGAGGGCAACUCGAACGUUUUUUGAGGUUAGUCCUCCUCCUGGAUAUUCAGUAAAUGAUGCCUAUCCUAUUCUCCUACCGCCUAUGUGUUUGAACAGAUACUACGUUGCUGAAGGUGUCAGGAUCUACAGUCAAGAAACCUGGUGUCGUGUAACUCAGGGAGAAGGUCGAAAGCUACUUGGUCUAUUUUUGGGACCAGCUGUUGAUUAUUACAUCCAACAGAGUGAGGCUGACAAUCAUGCAGUACGUGAAGCUGCUUGCGCUUCUAUGGCUGAAAUCGUUAGCAAAUUGGAUUCACAUCUACUUCUUCCAUUUAUUGACAAACUUUUGGGUUCGUUAUUAGUGUGCUUUGGAGAUGAAAGUUGGCCUGUAAGAGAUGCUGCUUGCGUCGCAUUAGGUUCGUUAAUUUCCAUGUUUCCCAAUGAAACUCGUGCAAGUGGACAUGAUGAUUUGAUGUCUAAGCAUUUUCUGCGCAACCUUUGCGAUAGUAUCCCUUCUGUACGAGAGGGUGCUGCUAGAUCUAUUGCUCAAAUUUUAAAGUCGGUUAGUGAUCCAAAUCUAAUAAAUCUGUACAUAAACCAUAUUCUGGAAAAAAUCGAUGGAUUAAGCAAACAACCUAAAGAUUCUCAUGGUGCAGAGUCUCGUCGCGUGUGUGGUAAAGGUCCUGGAGCUUCUCAGGUUACUGUACUCAGUGGAGAUGCUGCUCAUGACAGUCGUCAUACUAACCAAGUUAUGUAUUCUUGUGGAUCACUGGCACCCAAAAUGCAGAAAGGUCGAAAGGGUGGUGGUUGUCAUGACGGUUUGAAUCAGCGUGCCAGUGAACCUUGGGAAGAAGCCGACGGGGCGAUACGUCUAAUUGGUCAAAUAGCUGAAGUUUUGCCAGAUCUUGUCACUGAUGCUAUAAUUUCCUGUCUACUGAAAAGCGCUGAAUAUCGAAACUAUACUCAUUAUCCAUACUUUUUGGAAACAGCUUGUGAUGUUAUUGUUCAGUUGUGCAAGUAUCUGAGUAAGCCACAGUUCAAAAGACAUUUGGAUGCGUUUUUGGGAAUACUAGCAGCUGCAGUGGAUAGCAAAUUACCACUUGCUGUCAGUGCUGCAUCUGAAGCCCUGAGAGCUAUUGGAGAUCGUUAUGGCCCAAGUGUGCUACGUGGUCGAGUUGAAAGCCAUAUUGAAUCAUACGUUUCUGAGAAUCUACUUGAAUUAUUACCAUCCUCCAUAUGAUACCAUGCAUAACAAUACUUUGCUGAUCACUCUGGUUCUGAAAAUACAUAAUGUUAAUCAAUAAAAUAUGUGUUUAUAUGUUUU